UAAAAUACUUGGAAUUUACAAGUCCAUCUCAUUUCUAUCCCCAAAUUAUGUCAUCCUCCGACGAUACCCUUCCGCACCCACAGGCGGAGUGCUCAUCCCCGCCCCCAAACCAAUCCCAAAUCCAACUCCCCCUACUCAUCCAUCAGCUCUCCUUCAACCAAGACAGCACCUGCUUUUCCGCUGUCACCGAUCGCGGUUUCUUUGUAUUCAACACCGAACCUUACCGUCCUCUUAUCUGCCGUGACUUCGAGUCUGGCCUCUCCCUUCUCUCUAUGCUUUUCCGCUUCGAAGUCUUUGUCCUUGUGGGCUCCUCCUACUCUCCCUCUCCUUCUGCGGCGGCCACCAACACCAAAGCUCUCCUUUGGGACGACCAUGCUUCACGUUGCAUCGGUGAGCUCUCAUUUCGUUCCCCAAUCCGCUCUAUCCGUCUCCGCCGUGAUACCAUCGUGGUCAUUCUCUUGCACAAAAUCUACCUUUACAACUUUUCGGAUUUAAAACUCUUACACCAGCUGGAAACGACUUCAAAUCCGAAAGGUUUGUGCGAGGUUUCACAGAUUUCCGGACCUAUGCUGUUGGUAUGUCCAGGCUUGCAAAAGGGAAGCGUCAGAGUAGAGAAUUAUGGGAGUAAAAAAUGUAAAUUCAUAAAUGCUCAUAGUUCCAAUAUCACGUGUUUGGCUUUGACUCACGAUGGCAGAGUCUUGGCUACUGCUAGUAGUAAAGGAACUCUAAUCAGAUGUUUUAAUACUUUGGAUGGGACAUUGAUUCAGGAGGUAAGGAGGGGGGCAGAUCGAGCGGAGAUAUACUGCCUUGCUUUCUCUCCUACUGCGCAGUGGCUAGCCGUCUCAAGUGACAAAGGAACUAUUCAUGUCUUUAGCCUCAAGGCUGAUUCAGUAGUUUUGGGGGAUGAUAGGUCAACUAGUGCAUUGGAAUCACCUCUUUCUAAUCAAUCAGCUUUAUCAUCCCUUUCUAUUUUGAAAGGUGUUUUGCCAAAAUAUUUCAGCUCAGAGUGGUCGGUGGCUCAAUUCCGGCUGCCUGAAGGUUCCCGGUGCAUUGUUGCUUUUGGACAACAAAAGAACACUAUCAUGAUUAUUGGCAUGGAUGGAAGCUUCCGUCGGUGCCAGUUUGACCCGGUGAACGGUGGACAGAUGACUCAAAUGGAAGAACACAAUUUCUUAAAGCAAGAAGAACAUUUUCCAAGUUGGAAUGAAGAUUCAUAGUAAAACAUGACGAGUUUAAUCUGUAAAUAACAGAUAUAAGGUGGGGGUGUGUAUAUAUAUACAUACAUACAUAUGUUAAUGUAAAUGGGAGAUAUAUUAGGUUUUAGAUUUGAGGCUUUUUAACUGCACUUUCCGUAUGGUUAAGAAAUAAGUAUUUGCUUGCUUCUUUUUUUAA
This is a messenger RNA of Gossypium raimondii (Peruvian cotton), 1392 nucleotides long. Its product is annotated as autophagy-related protein 18a. Gene Ontology annotation, cellular component: phagophore assembly site membrane; extrinsic component of membrane; cytosol. Gene Ontology annotation, molecular function: phosphatidylinositol-3,5-bisphosphate binding; phosphatidylinositol-3-phosphate binding; protein binding. The transcript is spliced from 4 exons. Gene Ontology annotation, biological process: protein lipidation; protein localization to phagophore assembly site; autophagy of mitochondrion. The record is from RefSeq and is a predicted model, not a curated record. Lineage: Eukaryota; Viridiplantae; Streptophyta; Magnoliopsida; Malvales; Malvaceae. The coding region runs from base 48 to 1217 and encodes 389 amino acids.